UUGGCUGCCUGGGUAGACUCAGCAACACAACGAGGGGCACAGUGGACGGAGGACCGGUUUUGGCUGGAGUUAGGGUGGGAAAGGCGCACUCUCGAUCCAGGCCUUGGGAUGUGGGCGUCGUUGGGUUGGCAAGCAUCCCGGUGAUACCCCGGCAGCAGGCACGCCGUUACACCGGGCGGUGCCAGAUAGGACAGCCAUGAAAACCCGGCCCACAGGAGUCCGUGCCUCCAAUUCUGACUGGAUGGGUUCGCUUUCACCUAAACUCACAGCCAUGCCCUUAAAGCAUCUGGCUGUGCCAGGCUCCCACGACUCCUUUAGUUUCUGGGUGGAUGAAAAAGCUCCAGUGGGUCCUGACCAGAAGGCCAUCGUCAAGUACCUGGCCACAGCCUUUCGCUUCGUGUCCAAGAAGGUCAUGAAGAAGUGGUCCAUGACCCAGAACCUGACGUUCAAAGAGCAGCUUGAAGCAGGGAUUCGUUACUUUGACCUGCGCGUGUCGUCCAAACCUGGAGAGUCCGGCACUGAGGUCUACUUCAUCCACGGCCUGUUUGGGCACAAGGUGCGUGAUGGUCUGUUGGACAUAAACUCUUUCCUGGAUGCGCAUGGUAAGGAAGUGGUGUUCCUUGACUUUAACCAUCACUACGCAAUGGGGGAGGAGCAUCACGCCUACCUCAUCAACAUGCUUCGGGAAGAGUUUGGACGCAAACUCUGCAAGAUCAGCGCUGUCGAGGCAAUCACCCUAGACUACCUCUGGGAGAACAAGUACCAGGUCAUUGUGUUCUACCACCACUCGUCGGCGGACGGCUGUCCAUUGAUGUGGCCCGGAAACAAGUGUCCCGCUCCGUGGGCUAACACUACCGACACGUCCAAACUCUUCCAGUUCCUGGAAACAACGCUUGGUGAGAGAGCUGAGAAGGGGUCGUUCCACGUGACUCAGGCCAUUCUCACCCCCAGGGUCAAUACCAUCGUAAAGGGCCUUGUCCGGGGCCUUCGCAGCUACCUGGUGGAGAGGAACCUUCCCGUCAUACUGACAUGGGUGGAGACCCAGAAGCCUGGCGUCGAUGGUGUCAACAUAAUCACGUCAGACUUUGUGGAGCUGACCGACUUCGCCAACACGGUCAUCAACCUUAACAAUCUCCUGUUGACUGAACAGGCCGGCAAAAAAACAUGACCAACGCCAUGUGACAUUUUGAAUGGGUAGACUGGACGUGAGUCCAAAGGAAACAGAACGAGAUAUGUUCACGAUGCGGUUCUAUCCAUCAUGGCAGCUGCAUCACUGAUCGCAGGGUCACUCUUGGGUGGGAUCACCUGUAUUGAUCCGACACUCAAGACAAACAUCAUGACAGAAACUCAAAGCUCACAUGUUCAGCAUUGACGGACAAUGGUCAGGAACAUGUCCAUACUGUCCUCAGGACUGUAGCAGCGUAUAAGAAUUGAGACUAUGUGCCACACACACACAGACACACACACAAACAAAUGCUCACAACCCAUUCAACACUUUUUUGGUAGCAGUUUUAACAGCUGUGUGUUGACACAUAGUUAACACAUUCAUGAUUGAUCACAGCAAACUAGCAAUGAUAGUCUGGCUUCGCCACUCACACAGCUGUUUGGAUCUCACUCUCUCUCUCUCUCUCUCUCUCCCUCCCUCUCUCUCUCUCUC
Molecule: messenger RNA, 1657 nt
Organism: Esox lucius (northern pike)
Lineage: Eukaryota; Metazoa; Chordata; Actinopteri; Esociformes; Esocidae
Gene: plcxd2
Product: phosphatidylinositol-specific phospholipase C, X domain containing 2
Exons: 7
Coding region: 197-1168 (323 amino acids)
Biological process (GO): lipid metabolic process
Molecular function (GO): phosphoric diester hydrolase activity
Source: RefSeq, a predicted model, not a curated record